AGCGCGGUGCCCGGGGCCGGUGCCGCGGAGGGAAGCGGCGGGCAGGAUGGGCACCAGAGCCGGCUUCUUCGAGGUGGAAAUCCUUGACUGGAAGACAAAGGAACAGUUAUGCUUCCUAGAUAAGGUGGAGCCAAAUGCCACAAUUAGGGAAAUCAGAUUGAUGUUCCAUAAAUUAUAUCCUCGGUGGUAUCCAGCAAGGCAGUCAAUAAAACUUGAUCCAAAAGGAAAGCCCCUGAGGGAUGAGGAAAUCCUGCAGCACCUCCCUGUUGGCACAACUGCUACCUUAUACUUUAAAGAUUUAGGGCCACAGAUAGGAUGGACUACGGUAUUUUUGACAGAAUAUACAGGUCCAUUGUUCAUCUAUUUUCUGUUUUAUUUCCGCAUGCCUUUUGUCUAUGGACUGGAUGAGAGGUUUACAUCAAGUCCGCAUCCAGUAGUUAACUUGGCAUGUAUCUGCCAUUCUUUCCACUACAUCAAAAGGUUGAUUGAAACAGUAUUUGUUCAUCGGUUCUCCCAUGGGACUAUGCCACUGAGGAAUAUUGUGAAGAACUGCUUAUAUUACUGGGGAUUUGCAGCUUGGCUUGCUUAUUACAUCAAUCAUCCUCUUUACACUCCUCCUUCUUAUGGGAAAAAACAGAUAAAUUUUGCUGUGAUCAUGUUUCUGCUGUGUGAAGCUGGAAAUUUUUCCAUUCACGUUGCACUCAGUGACCUCCAGAGAAAUGGAUCCAAAACCCGUAAGAUCCCAUAUCCAACAAAGAAUCCUUUCACAUGGCUGUUUUUCUUUGUAUCUUGCCCUAACUAUACAUAUGAGGUGGGGACCUGGAUCAGUUUCACUAUCAUGACUCAGUGUGUUCCAGUGGGGCUGUUCACUUUGCUUUGCUUCAUUCAGAUGACAGUCUGGGCAAAGGAUAAACACUGCACCUACCUGCGAGAAUUCAAGGAUUAUCCAAGUCUUCGAAUGCCAAUUAUUCCCUUUUUGUUGUAAGAAAAAAGAUUUCAUUUGAAUAUUGCACAGAACUUCAAGAAGAAAAAGCUCAUAAGCCUCCUGCCAAAUAAGUGAAUAAAUGUAAAGGGUUUUGAUGCAUGUUGAAUCUCCACUGCUGAGGGAAACUGCAUGCACUUGAAAGCUACACUUCUUUACAUUCAAGAAUUCUCAACUCAGAAGCACCUUCUAGAAAUAAGGCUUCACUGCACAGCUGGCAGUCAAAAGCCCCUAGAGUUCACUGUAACCUGACUGACAUAGAUUCUCAUGUACAAGUCUAUUUAGAUUGAUGGAUCAGAGAUACUGAGAAGUCUGUGCUGAAAAGCAGCUCUAAAUUUAGCAGUGGCAUUCUGCAAGACGUAAGUACAUUGGAACGAGGACAUACCAGCUAACUAUUGAAGAGCUCAGUUCAGCCAGCAUGGCCAGCUGGCCUGAAUACAGUUGCAUGAUCUGCCUUCUUUGACUUGAAGAAGAGUGUGCUGCCUGGAGGCAGGUGCUUUGUAACACAUAACAUUACCAAAGAAUAUGAAUAGUUUUUCUGGAAUAAAGAAAUAGGCAAUAUCUGAAAUACCUGAUUUGGGUCUAACCCCUAAUUUGCCAAAAGAAUCUCAAGUGAGAAGCAAUUUGUAGUAUUUGAGGAUGUAACACUGUGUUGAUGAUGUUGAUGGGGUUUCUGUUUGGUUGGUUUCAGUCUUCUUCAUUAGUAAAUUGCAUACUAGUAAGUAAGGUUCAGAAGAUCUGAUCGCUAUAUUUGUGAUAUUUGGCCUGUCUUCAUAUAACAAGUCCUUAUGAUACUAAAAGACCUUUUUACCCUCAUUUUAUGUCAGUAUUCUCUGAAUAUUUUUUAUACACUUUGUAGAUACAUGAAGUGACUGCUAGUCCUCAGCUCCCUUCCUAUUUUCAGAGCCAAGAAGAAAAAUCAGCUACAAUUCUGGACUUCCUGUGUUUUCUUUUUCACAAGAUGUUCAGUGGGGCAUAGUUGGGUUUUGUGCAAAACCUAGUAAAAAAACCGACCACUGCAUUCUAUCUGAAUUAUAUUUUCAAUAAUUUAUUUUAGCAUAUGAAGAGAAUGCAUAGAUACUGUUUUGUUUCAUGAUUCAUUUAUUUCUCUCUAAUGGAUGUAUAGAAGGAUUUUUUCAACUAUUUGUAAGGGUGAAAUAUGCAAUA
Messenger RNA from Melopsittacus undulatus (budgerigar), 2149 nucleotides. RefSeq names its product very-long-chain enoyl-CoA reductase. NCBI's taxonomy places the organism in Eukaryota, Metazoa, Chordata, Aves, Psittaciformes, Psittaculidae. Gene Ontology annotation, molecular function: oxidoreductase activity, acting on the CH-CH group of donors. The transcript has 13 exons. Bases 47 to 985 code for a protein of 312 amino acids. Gene Ontology annotation, biological process: very long-chain fatty acid biosynthetic process. The record is from RefSeq and is a predicted model, not a curated record.